Messenger RNA from Limulus polyphemus (Atlantic horseshoe crab), 8104 nucleotides. Its product is annotated as FRAS1-related extracellular matrix protein 1-like. The coding region runs from base 174 to 6365 and encodes 2063 amino acids. Gene Ontology annotation, cellular component: membrane. The transcript has 19 exons. The record is from RefSeq and is a predicted model, not a curated record. Gene Ontology annotation, biological process: cell communication. Lineage: Eukaryota; Metazoa; Arthropoda; Merostomata; Xiphosura; Limulidae.
UGAUGUCGUGAUGCAGAAUUAGGCUUAAGCGUAUGUACAGUACAGUUAGUGCUGGUCGUUAUUAAUAUUAUUAAUACUACAAGUAUAACAGUAAAAAUAAUAACUUUCAGUUUAUUUGAUAUGUAAGUCAGUGGUCAUAAAUGUAUGAACAAGCAGUUUACUCUGUGUGAGAAAUGACUUCAUUUUGGGAACAUCCUACAUUAUGGUUAGUGUUUGGACUGGUAUGGAUUUUGAAACUACAUUCAUGUUUUCAUGUUCAGACAAGAGACAUAGAUGUUGCUAUUGGCCGAGGAGUUUUCCUACAGCCUCAAGACUUGAUAUUUCAUGGCAUUGGUGCUGAUGAUAUUUGUAGGUUGGAGGUAGUUUCUGUGGAACCAAUGAGUCAAAGAGUUGGCGUAUUGGAACCAAAGAUCUUUGACUGUUUCUUCAAACCUGACAGGGUGAGAUACACCCACUUCGGGUUACCUUUUAUAAAGCAGGACAUUAUUAAGUUAUAUGCUUACAAGCUUUCUGUUAACAACACUAUCUCUCGCUCGGUUACACUGACGAUCAAUAUAAAAAGUGUUAAAUUUGAUGUAACAGUUGUUAAAGCUCCACUGGUAGUGGAAGAUUUCUUUGGUGUAUCAGAACCUAUAUCGCAGAAAAAUCUUGAGUUCUUGUACAAUAAACAGGAUGGAGCAUCUUGCAAAGUUCGUUUUUCAGUCCAUCAAAGCAGUUGGCCUGCAUAUGGUCAAAUUGUAAUUGGACAUCAGAGAAGAUUCAUUGAUGUAAUAAAAGUUGACUGUGAUGACUUGGUGCAAGUUGACCUUCAAUAUGAGCAUCUAAAACCACCAACUCCAGAUACAGAUUAUAUCUUAUUGUUGGUGGAAACAAGUGAUCCUCACCUUAAUGGAGGUGGUUUGGUGACAGAGUGGGUCACUUUACCAGUGGAAAUUAAAUCAGGAUUUCCAAAUCUUCCACCAAAGGCUUCUUUUUCUAGUACAUUUCUGAUGGCUGUUCAGCAGUUUAUACUUACUCCAAUCACACCAAAUGUCCUUUCAGCCUCAGAUGGGGAGACUCCAAAAGGAAAAUUAAUAUUUAAUGUUAGUACAGAACUCACACCAGAUGUUGGCUUUAUUGUACAUUUGUCUGACCACACACAACCGAUUUAUUCAUUUCGCCAGAGUGAUAUUGAAAAUGGAGAUAUAGCUUAUAAACCCUCAACUAAACCUGUCUCAGCAGACCAGACUUUAUCAAUUAAAUUUAUAGUGUUAGAUGCAGAGUUUAAGGAAAGUGAUCCAGUAGAGCUUCAUAUUUUUAUACGGUCAUCAACAGCAUCAUUUCCUCGAGUGUCUGUUAGCUCUGGCUUAGUGCUUCUUGAAGGUCAGUCACGUCCACUUCUGCCACAGAACCUUGAAGUUGUGGAUAAAGAUAAUAUAGAAGAAGUUCAAGUGUUUGUGUCAGGGGGUUUGAAACAUGGUCAGCUGAAAGUAGGUGGAAAGUCGUAUAUUUCUUUCACUCUUGCAGAUCUAAUUGGUGGCCAUGUGGUAUACCAUCAUGAUGACAGUGACUCUUCUAAAGAUACCAUUCAUCUAAGAGUGACUGAUAAGUCACAAUCUACUUUGGUAGCAUUCCCAGUUACAGUUCUUCCAAAAGAUGAUGACCCACCAGUAUUAACAGUAAAUGUGGGUUUGCAGUUAGUGCAAGGUGGGUUAACUAUAAUAACUCCUACCCUGCUGAAUGCCACUGAUCAAGACUCAGAAGACCAAUACAUUACAUAUGUUGUGAAGAAAAAAGCAGAAUUUGGAGUUCUGUGGAAAAAACAUGUAUGGGAAGUAGUGGGAGUAGAAGUUCAGAACUUCACACAAGGGGACAUAAACAAUGAACUUAUUUAUUAUCAUCACCUUGGAAACAAGGGCUCAAUGGAUUCAUUUGAAGUAAUAUUGAUGGAUGGAAGUGAUCCUCCCAACAAAUCUUUUCCAUACAAGGUUCUUGUGGGAAUUAAUCCUGCUAGUAACGAACCUCCUCAGCGUCAUCCCAAUUGUUCUCUUCAUCUUGAAGUUAAGGAAGAUGUGGUUGGAAUUUUGACCCAAGACAUGUUACAUUAUGUUGAUCUUGAUUCAAAACCAAGUGAAGUAGUUUUUACUGUUACAAGUUCUCCUCGAUUUAUAGGAUCAUUUGCAUUGUCAGAUGCAGGAAAGUUUGUUUCUGUUGCUGGUCAGGUGUCAUUAAAGAAAAAUUUCACCCUUCCAAGCUUAACAUAUUUUACUCAAGAGGAAAUAAGGCACCACAAAGUGGCAUAUAUGCCACCAGCAUCUGAUGUAGGGCCAAACCCCCAAACCCUGCAGGUGGUCAUGUCAGUUUCUGAUCGUCAAGGAAAUACUGUUACUGGCCAGUUUUUCAACAUUACUAUUUUGCCUGUUGAUAAUCAGGCUCCUAAACUUUACACAGGACACAUUCUGGUACAAGAAGGGUCUUCAACACUUCUUUCAACAAAUGAGGUGUCUGUGCAUGAUCUGGACACCUUAUCUUCAAAGCUUAUGAUCAGUCUUUUUACUGUUCCUCUUCAUGGCUCACUUUUGCGAGGUGGCCAGGUACUGCGGGUAGGAGACCUUCUUUCUCUAGACGAUAUUCUGACCCUUCAAGUGGAAUAUUCUCAUGAUGGUUCUGAAUCCAUAUCAGACAGUUUCACUGUAGGUGUCAGUGAUGGUAAACAUUUUGUUUCUGGAAAUGUUUUAGUAGACGUUGAGCCUGUAAAUGAUCAAAAUCCUGUUUGGAAGAGGGGGUUGAAGACCGAAGUGACUGUUAAUGAGGGUGGCUCUGUUGUUUUAACACCGGAUGUUCUUGCUGCUAGCGAUCUUGACAGUGAUGAUUUAUCCCUCAUCUUCAGUUUGACUGAAGCCCCAUAUUAUGGUUCCUUGAUGGUUGGAAAAAAAGCCACAAAUCGUUUCAUGCAAAGAAAUGUCACUAAGGGAGAGGUUUUGUAUGUUCAUAAUGGAAGAGAAAUUGGUGAAAAAGGAAAACAGGAUGCUCUAAUCUUUGUUGUUUCAGACAGACCAUUUCCCAGACUUUUUGACCAGCCCAAGCACACUGUAACAGUUCUUAUACUACCUAUGAACAACCGCCCACCACAGAUUCAUUUUCAGAGAGCUGUCCUAGUGGAGGAAGGACAACAAGCAGUUAUUGAUGAUAAAAUAAUUUCUGUAAGUGAUGCAGACACUCAGAUAUCUAUGUUAAGGUGUUUUGUGACUAAAGAACCAGAUUUUGGUUUUCUGGAGAACACAAGACCUUUGAUUGAAUAUGAAACAGAAAGGAGAGGACGAGUGGCACACACAUUCUUGUUUGAAGAUGUUCAAGCAGGCUACAUAUAUUAUAUACAGUCUAAACACAAAGGGUUGGAACCAGAAGCAGAUUUUUUUGAGGUGAUGGUGUCUGAUGGAGUAUUUAACACUUCUUCAGUUUUGGUCAGCAUUAAGAUAAUUCCUGUAAAUGAUGAAGUUCCUUUGGUGACUCUUAAGAACUUAACUGUACCUGAGGGAGGAUUAGCAAGAUUGGACCCUGAUACUUUGACAGUGACUGACAGAGACUUCCCAGGUAACAUAAUAACUGUAAGGAUAGAGACAGCUCCUAAGUCAGGAUCACUGGUCCAGGUUGUACAUUUGGAUCAUGCUAACAUGGAGAGAGAUUUACCAUUUGUUGAACUAACACUUGAUGGAUUCUACCAAAAUGUCCAUUACAGGCAUAGUGGUAAUGAGAAUUUCUUUGACUGGUUUACUUUGGCAGUUAGUGAUGGAAAAAAUACAGUUUCAAAAACAGCAUAUGUUUCUGUGACACCUCUGAAUGAUGAACCUCCUCGGGUUUUUAAGAAUAUUGGAGGUGAAGUGGAUAAUCAAGGAAAUUUGUUAUUGUCCAGUGCAUUGUUACUAGCAAUUGAUGAAGAUACACCUCCAGAGCAAUUGAUAUAUCAUGUUACUACACCUCCAAACCUUGGAAUUCUUCAAAAGCUUCAACGGAAGUGGUUGUGGACUGUUCUUGAUCCCAUGAAUUUCAGUCAAGAAGAGAUUAGUAACAACCUUAUCAGAUACUCAUAUCAAGGGUUAAGCACUUCUUUGAAGCAAGACAGUUUUCAGUACUCUGUGGGUGAUGGUGUUCAUCAAACCAAAGUAUUUUUGUUUCCUAUCCUCUUGGCUGACUUUCACAACAGAACAACAGAGUUCAGGUUAAAUGGGACAGUUGUUCCUUUUGGAAGUCAUGUUACAGUUAGUAGAAACUCCUUUGGUGAUGUUAUGGAGGACCUGGAAGCUGAAGAUUUUUUUAUUGUAACACGUACACCACAAUAUGGUCACUUGGAGAUAAGUUCAAGUGCAGGAGAGCCAAUUGGUCAGUUCUCUUUGCAAGAGUUACUUGAUGGACAAGUUAUAUAUAACCACACUGUUCAAGAUAUACAAACUGAAUUGGAUAGUUUUGAUUUUAUGGUAGUCAAAGGAAAUAGAGAGAUUACUGGUAUAUUUCCAAUCAAAAUUUCUCCUAUUAUUGAUUAUUCUGUGGUUUUGACUACUUUAAAGAAAUUAAAAGUGUUUCAGAAUGGGACAGCAGUAAUAUCAUCAAAUCAUCUUGAGGCCAGAGGUGAUCAAUUAGCUCCAGAAGACGUGCAUUUUAUUGUUGUAGAAUACCCUCAUUUUGGUAUUUUACUGAAGAACAACAGGGACAUUGUACAGAACUUCAGCCAAGAAGAUAUCAAUAAGGGAAAUGUCUCGUAUAAGAAGGAGUCAUCUAACUUUACCACAUCAGACAAUUUUGUUUUCCAGUUGUCUAGUAAGAAUACAAUAGCACAUAAAUCAGAAGAUGGAAAGCAAACAAAUUUUCGAAUUUUGUGUUUGAGAAAGAUUUUGGAAAAUGGAGAAUAUGGUUUCACCCUAACAACUAGAAAUUUGAUGGCUGUCGGUGAAGAUUCAAAUGUAGAAGAACUACAAUAUGAGCUUAUAGGCUUGCCACAAAAUGGUUUUCUCAGAGUGAAAUCUUAUAGUCAACCAGUAACAUCUUUCACUCAAUUAGAUGUUAACGAAAAAAAUGUCCGUUAUGUGAUCCAUGACAGUAAGGUUAAUGCCAUGAAUGACAGUUUUACCUUUAGAAUAGUUAGUAAUGGAAAAAGUGAAAAAGAACACAGCAUCGUUCUACACUGGUCUGUGGCUCAGUUUUCUUUGCCAGAAUAUAGGGUGUGUGAGAACCAGAAAUAUUUCAUAGUUGAAAUUUUAAGACGAGGAUCAUUGAAUGGAUCUUCUUUUGUGACAGUUUUAGCAAUAGACCAAACAGCACAGGCAAAAAAAGACUAUAUUCCAGAUAAAGCUAAUAUCAUUCAAUUUGAUCCAGGUACAACAAUAGCUGUUUGGAAUAUUGAGGUAAUCCAAGAUGGAUUGGUAGAAGCUCCGAUUGAACAGAUUCAGAUUGUUCUCUUUGAUCCUAUCAAUACGGUGAUAAAUGAUGUUGGACGUGUUGCAUUAAUCAGCAUACAUGAUGAGAGUUGGAAUGAUUGUCAGACAACAACUGGAAAAAAUAGUGGUGUUGCACCUGACUGGUCCAGUAUUCCAAAGAAUAUUCCUGAUACCUCAGGAUGGGGAAACUAUCCUCUUUGCAGCUCCUUCUACACAGGGCUUUUACACUUCAACCCUACCAUCAGAGAAUUCCAGGAAUGUAAUGGAGAAGAUUGGGUUCUCUGGAAGCCAACGUCCAAAGACUCGUCGCAUAAGUUGUCAUCUAAGGAAGUAGUUGGGAUGUCACCAGUAAAGAAAAUAGAUUCAUCUUCAAAACCUCCUGGUGUAUUGUUACCCAUGACUAAUAGAUCCUCAUCAGAAACACCACCACAUGAGUUUCAUUACAUUGCUUCUUUUCAGAGAGGCUCUGAUGUCCAACAUAGGGAUACAGUUUUGUCUGGUGGUUUGCCAAAAAAUAAUGACAAUAAAGUGGUUCACAAAACAACAAAAUCCCAUUCUUCAGAAUGUCCAGACGAUUGGAGAUUGUAUGGAAACCUCUGCUAUGGUUUUCUUCGUGGACAAAUAUCUGGUAAAGAAGCACUAAAUUCGUGUAGAAAACGAUAUGAUGGACAGGUGGCAGCUGUUCAGUCACUGGAACAUAAUAAAUGGCUCCUUCAGUUAGCAGAAGGUAGACCUUUCUGGAUUGGCUUACAGUACAACAGAAGAAAUGCUAGAUGGGGAUACAAAGGUUUGUCUGAAGUACCAUUUGUCAACUGGAAACCCCGAUUUCCUAAGGUUUCUCGAAAGGGUCGAGUGAAACAUCGAUGUGUUUUGGUCAGAGGGACUGGCCAAUGGAUUAACAGGAACUGUGCAGGCCAUCAUCACAAUAUUGUUUGCUCUAGACCUCCGGGUUAAAUACCAUCUUAGCUAUUAGAUUUAAUUUGCUAUUCUUGCUUUUGCUUCAUGUUUUUUAUCAUAUGUUUAUAGUUCAGCUUCAAGCAAAUUAAAAAAUGCAGAAUAUUAUAGGCUGGUACUACUUAUCUUAGGUUUAUGACGAUUGUAUGUGAAGUAUGUAAUUUUUCUACUUUUUUGAUAAAUUUCCAUCUUUUGUCUUAGGACAGUUAAUGCAUAUUUUUACUUUCUCCAACAUUUUUAUAUUACUUUUUUAACUCUUUUACAGAAAAAAAUUAUUUUAUUACCAUUGAAAAUUAUGUUAAAAUAAUUGUUUCAGCUAAAUUGAAGGCUAAGUUAUAUUUUAGGUGUAGCUGAGAAAAAGUUCAUGAAAUGCUGACCUUAGUAACAGACUUUGUGUGUCUUUGGAUGUGAAGCACAGCCUUGUUUACUAUAACAAACAAGGAAACUUGCACAUUAAUAAGAUUUUCGUGCAUUUGCUUAAUAUGUGUUAGAUUUGAAUAUAUAUAUAUAUGUGUAUAUUAAAAUCAUUUUGAAGAAGGUUGAGUCAACUUUUGUUUUGAUGGUUUCUUCCAGUCAAGUUCCAUUUCACAGUAUUGGUUAAACUCUGAAGGUAUGUAUGGUCAGUAAAAGAUCUAAUGUCAGGUGUGAUGUGAAAAAGAAUUUCUGUUUUAGAAUCAUAUGGUGCAUUGUAAUUUUAUAUUUAAACUUGUAAAUAUUGCAUAUUUGUAAUGUAUUAAAUAGCAUUAUUUUGUUUUCUGUGUUAGCCAAUAGUAAAAAAACUUCAGAAUGUGAUUUUAGCACAAAAAUGUAAAAAUUACUGUUGGACAUUUACAUGUGUAACAACCAAAGAUAUUAAAUGCUACAUUUAACAUCUUAUAUUAAAGAAUAAUUGUGGUUGCAUUUAAUUUUGUCUUCGAAUUACUUCAACAUUUUGAUGAAAAUAAUCUGAAUACUGGUAAUUAUGGAUUCAAAACACUAUAUGUUAAAGUGUUUAAUGUAAUGGAACAAUGAUGUAGAAGUUGUCAACUCACACUAUGUUUUAAUAUUGUAAGAACUCUAAAUAUUUCAUGGAACAUACUGUUGGAAUGCAGCUUAUUAAUGACUGGUUAUUAGUAUUCUCAUAUGAUCUUGAAGUAGUGUAAUAAUUUUUGUUUCAGUUAGAAAAAUGCUUUGAAGUAUACACCUUACCCUAGUCUGUAGUGAGUCAAUGAUGUAGAAUUGUUCAAUGAUUAACAAAAUUGAUUUUUUGUUAAUUUGAGCAUUUUUUAUAUGGUUAUUAUAGUCAUUUGAAACUAAUCCAUUUUUUAAGUCAGUCGAAAAAAAAUCAAAACAUUUUCUUCUAAAAUUGUCCACUAUAAAUGUUAAACACUAGAAUAAUUAGAUGUGAAAGCAAUGCAGAUGAGGUGCUUGCAUAAGAAUUGAAAAUAAAGAUUUUUAGGUGUAGUUUCAUAAAAAAUAUUAAGCUUAAUAAAUACAGAAAUUCUAAAAUACUCAAGUACUGUAUUGCAGAUAUGGUAUUUCACUUCCUCAAAGUUGUGGCUGAUUUGGAUAGUUUGGCUGUGUUAUUUGUUCUCUUUCUCCUAGAACUUAUUUUAUGUUGAAACUGUAAUGAAUUAUUUCCAAGUGUAAUUUUGAUUUACUAAUACUUUUUCCCAUUUACUUAAAACUGACAUAAAUUUAAAAAUCAGUUAUUUGAAGCCAUUACUUUUUAACAAGUAUAAAAAUAUAUUAGGUAAAAG